AUGGUAGUUUGUAAUACGGGCUCUGUCCCCACAUACAGGAGGGUUAAUGCAAGUUCAGUCGUUGAUGUUACCUUCGCUAGACCACUACCCAACAAUCAUCCGCUAGUAACAGACUGGGAAGUGAUGGGGCACCAAUACUCGGCCAGCGAUCACGYCUAUAUAUCCUACGCUAUGGUGCAUCCGGUAUCUCGCCGUUUGAGAAAUACUCCGGCUAGAAUCUCGAUUCCAGGAUGGUCAAUUAAGAAGUUAAACCGGACGGUGCUGAAUCUCCAUUGGGACCUGGUCGCCGUUCCCCCGCGGUCAGAGGGUGACUCGGCAGAUAGCCAUGCGGACGACCUGAAUAACUUUCUAGUGGCUGCAUGCGACGCAGCGAUGCCACACAGAACUGCACUGACCCGCAAGAGGACAGUACAUUGGUGGAACGAUGAAAUUUCUGAGCUACGGAAAACUGCCAUUGUUGCCCUGAGGAGGUAUCAGCGCGCUGGCCGUAGAUCCAAUGGACUCACACGAGUGGCUGAGCGGGAAAUGUAUAACCUGGCCAGGAAGAAUCUCAAGUGUGCUAUCAGGCGGGCGCAAGAAAAGAGUUGGCAGGAGUUGUGUCUUGCAGUCGACAAAGACCCUUGGGGGGUCCCAUAUAAGUUGGUUACUAAAAGACUUGGCCGUCGUGCUCCAGCCUUGGACCGAGACACAAUUAGCAGCGUAGCUCGUGGUCUGUUUCCUUCACCACCCGCCACGGAAUGGGACCGCAUUCCCCUGGUAAUACAGCAACCUGUCGUUAUUAWUGAUCUUUCAGAUAUACCUGAUGACGCCCCUCUGGUGCCUUCCAUCACUAAGGAGGAAGUGAAGAGGGCUGUCGCAAGACUGCCGACAG
This is a messenger RNA of Diuraphis noxia (Russian wheat aphid), 871 nucleotides long. RefSeq lists its product as uncharacterized. The record is from RefSeq and is a predicted model, not a curated record. Lineage: Eukaryota; Metazoa; Arthropoda; Insecta; Hemiptera; Aphididae.